Coregonus sp. 'balchen' is the source of this 32224-nucleotide messenger RNA. The record is from the annotation of a GenBank genome assembly. Lineage: Eukaryota; Metazoa; Chordata; Actinopteri; Salmoniformes; Salmonidae.
ACAUUCAGUCAGAAGAAAGCCGCUGUAGAGAGGGACUAUGCCCAGGUGAGUGUUAUUCUCUCUCUCUCUCCAUCCAUCGUUAGUUCGCUCUCUCUAUCCCUCUGGAGUCGUGUUCAUUUCUGCAUAUGGAUGCCAUUUCAUUGUGGCAUUGCUGUCGUCUUCUCAUUUGUGUCGGCAAAACAAUUAUCUCCCAAUAAUGACCCACAAAGACACCAACUGCGCCACCAUACGAGGUUUGGGUAUAGUUAAGGUUGCCGUCGUUGGGAGGAUCAGGGCUCAGUUGUGGUCAGAUGGACUCAUCUAUCUCAGGCUGAGAGGAGCUCUAAGGGCUCAGACACAUCAAGAGCGUUUGCUGGCCCAGAGUACUUAGCACCUCCUGAAAGUAAUUUGUGAACCGAGUGCGCACCUAUUUUACAUGUAGAAUCGUAUGAAAAUGUCGGUAGUCAGACACUACAGCGGGUGGUCCCUAAAACAGACGACCGCUAGAUCCUCAUUCAGUGCGAUGUGUGCCAGGCCUAAAGGGUUCUGUCUCAGUUGUGGCAUUUUUGUGUGGCCCACUUCCUCGUGGAGUUGUUUUGGCCACAGCAUCCUGUGGAUGUACAUUUAUGUUUGAAAAUCCCCCUAUCCUCCUGCUUUGUUCUAUUCUGGUUUUGCAUCCCCGUGUGGAAUGUGAAUCAUUACUCUGAGAAGUUAACCAUUACUGCGAGAAAAGAGGGGCCUGGCUCGGGAGUUCCCCCAACCAGGCAGUACCCAGCCACUUUAAUGUGUGUGUGAGAGAGAGAUGUAUUGUUUGUGUCUGUGUUUGUUUUGAGGCAGUGUGUGUGUUGGUAUUUGUGUGUGUCUUUUGAGGAUUUCAUUCACACCCUGCUCACAUGCCAUUCAUAUGUACCACAGUCUUCUAUAUAUCAAGAGGCACCCUCAAGACAGAGCGCCUCCAAGACACUUUCUCACACCCACUCUCCAACCAACACUAUCUAUUUGGCUAAAGAUUCAGGGUGCCACAAGAAAACCAAAGAAAACCAAGUAUUUUGUGCACACACACACACACACACACACACACACUGUGAGCCUGCUGAACAAGAACACUAAACAAUUCCCAUUACCACAUUAUCUAUUCAUGAAUAGCGUUGUUGUGCUAGUAGCUGUGUUCUGCUGCCUCUCUCUAUCUGCCCUAAAGCUCCCGUGAGCCGCUAUAGAUGCACACACAUUUCUUUUUUAAAGACUGAGAUGUGUUAUUUAAGAUACUCUUUUAAGAGGUAAGGUUUCAGAUGUUUUCGGAAGAUGAGCAGGGACUAGCAUCAGGGGGAAGCUGGUUCCACCAUUGGGGUGCCAGGACAGAGAAGAGCUUUGACUGGGCUGAGCGGGAGCUGACCUCCCGUAGGGGUGGGACUGCAAAGAGACCAGAGGUGGCAGAAUGGAGUGCUCGGGUUUGGAUGUAGGGUUUGAGAAUAGCCUGAAGGUAGGGAGGAGCAGUUCCCCUUGCUGCUCUGUAGGCAAGCACCAUGGUCUUGUAGUCGAUGUGAGCUUCAACUGGAAGCCAGUGGAAUGUACGGAGGAGCAUGGGAGAACUUGGGAAGGUUGAACACCAGACAUGCUGCAGCGUUCUGGAUAAAUUGCAGGGAUUUGAGGGCACAAGCGGGGAGCCCAGCAAACUGAGAGUUGCAGUAGUCCAGACGGGAUAUGACGAGAUCCUGGAUUAGGACCUACGCAGCUUCCUGUGUGAGGAAAAGUUAUACUCUACGGAUGUUGUAGAGCACGAACCUGCAGGAGUGAGUCACUGCUUUUAUGUUUUCAAAGAACGACAGGGUGUUGUCCAGGGUCACGGCAAGGUUCUUUGCACCACGGGAGGGGGACACAGUGGAAUUGUCGACCGUGAUGGAGAGGUCUUGGAGCGGGCAGGCCUUCCCCGGGAGGAAGAGCAGCUCCGUCUUGUCGAGGUUGAGUUUGACAUCCAAGCUGAGAUAUCUGCCAGGCACGCAGAGAUGGGGUCGCCACCUGGGUGUCAGAAGGGGGGAAUGAGAAAAGUAGUUAAGUGUCAUCCGCAUAGCAAUGAUAGGAGAGACCAUGCGAGGAUAUGGAAAGAUGAGAGGGCCUAGAACAGAGCCCUGGGAGAAAAAAUGACACCAAAAAUUCAGAAAUGUUCAUCCCCAACUACAACAUUUUCCGUCUAGAUAGAACUGCCAAAGGGGGUGGAGUUGCAAUCUACUGUAGAGAGAGCCUGCAGAGCUCUAUCAUACUAUCCAGGUCUGUGCCCAAACAGUUUGAGCUCCUACUUCUAAAAAUCCACCUUUCCAGAAAUAAGUCUGUCACUGUUGCCGCUUGCUACAGACCCCCCUCAGCCCCCAGCUGUGCCCUGGACACCAUAUGUGAAUUGAUUGCCCCCCAUCUAUCCUCAGUUCGUACUGCUUGGUGACCUAAACUGGGAUAUGCUUAAGACCCCGGCCAUCCUACAAUCCAAACUAGAUGCCCUCAAUCUCACACAAAUGAUCAAGGAACCUACCAGGUACAACGCUAAAUCCGUAAACAUGGGCACCCUCAUAGAUAUCAUCCUGACUAACUUACCCUCUAAAUACACCUCCGCUGUCUUCAACCAGGAUCUCUGCGAUCACUGCCUUAUUGCCUGCGUCCGUAACGGGUCCGUAGUCAAACGACAACCUCUCAUCGCUGUCAAACGCUCCCUAAAACACUUUUACUUUUCUUCCUAAUUGACCUGGCCCAGGUAUUCUGGAUGGAUAUCGAUCUCAUUCCGUCAGUAGAGGAUGCCUGGUUGUUCAUUUAAAAGUGCUUUCCUCUCAAUCUUAAAUAAGCAUGCCCCAUUCAAAAAAUGCAGAACUAAGAACAGAUAUAGCCUCUGGUUCUCCUCAGACUUGACUGCCCUUGACCAGCACAAAAACAUCCUGUGGCGUACUGCAUUAGCAUCGAAUAGCCCCGCGAUAUGCAACUUUUCAGGGAAGUUAGGAACCAAUAUACACAAGCAGUUAGGAAAGCAAAGGCUAGCUUUUUCAAACAGAAAUUUGCAUCCUGUAGCACUAACUCCAAAAAUAUUUGGGACACUGUAAAGUCCAUGGAGAAUAAGAGCACCUCCUCCCAGCUCCCCACUGCACUGAGGCUAGGAAACACUAUCACCACCGAUAAAUCUACAAUAAUCGAGAAUUUCAACAAGCAUUUUGCUACGGCUGGCCAUGCUUUCCACCUGGCUACCACUACCCCGGCCACCAACUCUGCACCCUCCGCUGCAACUUGCCCAUGCCCCCCCGCUUCUCCUUCACACAAAUUCAGACAGCUGAUGUUCUGAAAGAGCUGCAAAAUCUGGACCCCUACAAAUCAUAUGGGCUAGACAAUCUGGACCCUUUCUUUCUAAAAUUAGUAGCCAAAAUUGUCGCAACCCCUAUUUCUAGCCUGUUCAACCUCUCUUUCGUAACGUCUGAGAUCCCCAGAGAUUGGAAAGCUGCCACAGUCAUCCACCUCUUCAAAGGGGGUGACACUCUAGAUCCAAACUGUUACAGACCUAUAUCCACCCUGCCCUGCCUUUCGAAAGUUUUUGAAAGCCAAUGUAACAAACAGAUCACCGACCAUUUCGAAUCCCACCGUACCUUCUCCGCUAUGCAAUCCAGUUUCCGAGCUGGUCAUGGGUGCACCUCAGCCACGCUCAAGGUCCUAAACGAUAUUAUAACCGCAAUCGAUAAUAGACAGUACUGUGCAGCCGUCCUCAUCGACCUGGCUAAGGCUUUCGACUCUGUCAACCACCGCAUUCUUAUUGGCAGACUAAAUAGCCUUGGUUUCUCAAAUGACUGCCUCGCCUGGUUCACCAACUACUUCUCAGAUAGAGUUCAAUGUGUCAAAUCGGAGGGCCUGUUGUCUGGACCUAUGGCAGUCUCUAUGGGGGUGCUACAGGGUUCAAUUCUCGGGCCGACUCUUUUCUCUGUGUAUAUCAAUGAUGUCGCUCUUGCUGCUGGUGACUUGCUGCUGGACAGAUCCACCUCUACGCAGACGACACCAUUUUGUAUACAUCUGGCCCUUCAUUGGACACUGUGUUAACAAACCUCCAAAUGAGCUUCAAUGCCAUACAACACUCCUUCCGUAGCCUCCAACUGCUCUUAAACACUAGUAAAACUAAAUGCAUGCUCUUCAAUCGAACGCUGCUGGCACCCGCCCACCCGACAAAAUCACUACUCUCGGCGGGUCUGACCUAGAGUGUGUGGACAACUACAAAUACCUAGGUGUCUGAUUAGACUGUAAACUCUCCUUCCAGACUCACAUUUAAGCAUCUCCAUUCCAAAGUUAAAUCUAGAAUCGGCUUCCUAUUUCGCAACAAAGCCUCCUUCACUCAUGCUGCCAAACAUGCCCUCGUUAAACUGACUAUCAUACCGAUCCUUGACUUCGGCGAUGUCAUUUACAAAAUAGCCUCCAACACUCUACUCAGCAAAUUGGAUGUAGUCUAUCACUAUCCAACAUUUUCAUUCAGCUGCCUGCAGCCCUGUUCUGUGAGGACGUAGUGAGUCACUCAGCCACGGAGCAGGAGGGGAGGGUCGAGCAGCCCGGGAGGAAAGGGGACAAUGGGAGUCAAAGGAGGCAGAAAGGGAGGAGAAUAGGGUCGCAGAGUCAGGAGACAGGUGGGAGAACGAUUUAGUGGAAGGAAGAGAUAAGAGGGUAGUGUGAGAGUGAAGAUUGCGACGGCGGAUGACCAUCUGGUUAGGGGCUGAGUGGGUAGGGUUGGAGGAGAGGGGGAGAGAAAAAUAAACAAAGUAGUGAUCAGAGACCUGGAUGGGGGUUGCAGUGAGAUCAGUCAGCGAACAGCCCCUAGUAAAGAUGAGGUCAAGCAUAUUGCCUGCCUUGUGAGUGGGGGCGACUAGGAGGUGAGGGUGAGUUCAAUAAGGCAAGGAGGGGAAAUAAAGAGGUGGAAAGAAAUGAGUCGAAGUCAGGUUCCAGGAGGUUGAAGUUGCCCAGUACGAUGAGUGGUGAGCCAUCGUCUGGAAAUUAGCUUAUCAAGGUGUCAAGCUCAUUGAGGAACUCUCCAAGGGCACCUGGUGGGCGAUAAAUGACGACAAUGUUAAGUUUGAGUGGACAAGUGACAGUGACAGCAUAGAAUUCAAAUGAGAAGUUGAACAGGUGAGAGAGGGAGAAAAGAGAACAUCUCCACUUAGGAGAAAUUCGUAGCUCUGUGCCACCUACACGACGACCAUAUUCUCUAGGACUAUGAGAGAACACAUAGUCAGAUAACGAGAGAGCAGCUGGAGUAGCAGUGUUCUCUGGGGUGAUCCAUGUCUCCAUCAGGGCCAAAAAGUGUAGGGACUGAAGGGCAACAGGCUGAGAUUAACUCAGCCUUAACCACAGAUUGGCUGUUCCAAAGACUGCCGGAGACUAGGAAAUCCACAUGGGUUGUGCUCACAGGGUACACUAGGUUAGAAGGGUUGCAGCCACGGGGCGGGGAGCGUCUGUAAAACCUACAGAGAGAGGAGCGAACAGUGAUAGAAAUCACACACAUACUUGACAAAGCUACAAAAGAGCAAAAUGAAAAUCUGAAAAUAACUAGGUAAGAUACUCAAGUGAGAGAGUGGUGUGAAGCCUUUCUCUCUUUCCUUCCUCGAAUAACUCGGCAGAAAAUUUUUGUUUCGGGCGACAACGCCGCCGCAUGACAACGCCACCGCUGAAAGAAUAGGGGCAACUGAAGCACUAUAACUAAUUGCUGAUUGCCUAGCAGAGGUGAAGAAUAAUACCCCCUCCAACACACAUCCGCCAAUUAUCAGAAAGCUAUCACAAAUUGAUCUGAAACCAGUCAAAGUCAAUGUUCCAACACUUCACAGGCACAAGUACUGAGCAUUCAGCAGUUCAAAUCAAUGAUUAAGUAGGCUACUAGGUAGAAGGGCAGCACUUAACUAGAAUUGAUCUAGCCAGACUAUACCAACAACAACAUUUAUUGAAAGACAAUAUAUACUUAGGCUACUCUUGCAGAGAUUAGCUGUCUUCGCACUGUCUCUUUGUAUCUGUCUCUCUCUCUACCUCUCCCUCUCUCUCCAAGACACUCAGGGCCUCACAGCAAUGUGCUGGUAUCCCAGUAGAGGUUAAAGGUCAUCACGCAGCCCUGCUGUUGACAUCCUGUCACUGUGUGUGUGUACUUUGUACAUCUAACUGGGUCUGUAGUAAAACUGCAUGUCUGAAUUUAUACAAUGUUUUUCAUCAGUAUUGUGUUCAUUUCUGCACCUGUCGAACUGUAUGCUCAGCAUGUUUGGUUGCAAGGGCACAUCCUGUCACAUUGUUGAAGCAGUAACUCACUCUAAGGCUGAUAAUUCCUGGGUCGUAUUCAUUAGUGAAUGCUGUCGCAAAACAUUAUGCAACAAAAACAACUGUUUCUUAUUGGACAGGUUCAGGGGUGUAUUUACUAGGAACCAAAUGAUAGCAAACAGAAACAAACUGAAAGGAACUGGGAGGGACCUACUUACAGUUUUCCAAUAGAAACUCAUUUUUCAUUGCAAAACAUUUCGCAACAAUGUGCACUAAUGAAUAGACCCCAGGUAGUCCCUCCUUGUUUCAGUCUGUUUUCUUCCGCUUAGUGAAUAUGACCCUGCUUCAGGUCGCGCACGGUGACCUCAGAGAAACUGUCAGAUAGCGUUACAGUUAUGAAACCCCUCUUAAUUACUACUCUGAGACUCAUUAUGUAAAGUGCAGCGCAGGCACAGACACACACACACACACACUCCCAAAAGUCUAAUACAUGUUUCAAGCAGACCACCAUAGUCCCUGUGCCCAAGAACGCCAAGGUAACCUGUCUAAAUGACUAUCGCCUCAUAGCACUCACAUCUGUAGCCAUAAAUGCUUUGAAAGGCUGGUCAUGGCUCACAUCAACACCAUCAUCCCAGACACCCUGGACCCAGUCCAAUUCGCAUACCGCCCCAACAGAUCCACAAAUGACGCAAUCUCUAUUGCACUCAACACUGUCUUUUCCCACUUGGACAAAAGGAACACCUACGUGAGAAUGCUGUUCAUUGACUACAGCUCAGCGUUCAACACCAUAGUGCCCUCCAAUGUCAUCACUAAGCUAAGGACCCUGGUACUGAACACCUCCCUCUGCAACUGGAUCCUGGACUUCCUAAUGGGAUUCCCCCAUGUGGUGAGUGUAGGCAACAACACAUCCACCACGCUGACCCUCAGCAAAGGGAACCCUCAGGGGUGUGUGCUUAGUCCCCUCCUGCACUCCCUGUUCAUGCACGUCUGCGUGGCUUUGCUCGACUCCAACAACAUCAAUAAGUUUGCCGAUGACGCGAUGGUGGUAGGCCUGAUCACCGACGACAAGACAGCCUAAAGGGAGGAGGUCAGAGACCUGGCAGUGUGGUGCCAGGACAACAACCUCUCCCUCAACGUCAGCAAGACAAAGGAGCUGAUCGUGGACUACAGGAAACGGAGGGCCGAUCACACCCCCAUUCACAUUGACAGGGCUGUAGUGGAGCAGGUCGAGAGCUUCAAGUUCCUCGGUGUCCACAUCACUAAGGAUCUAUCAUGGUCCAAACACACCAACACAGUCGUGAAGAGGCCUGCACAGUCACCAGAUCUCAAUCCAAUUGAGCAUCUGUGGGAUGAGAUGGAACGAGCUAUUUGGAGUAGAGAUCCACUACCAGCCAACUUGACACAACUGUGGAAUGCAUUGGAGUCAACAUGGGCCAGCAUCCCUGUGGAACACUUUCGACAUCUUGUAGAGUCCAUGCCCUGACGAAUUGAGGCUGUUCUGAGGGCAAAAGGGGAUCCAAAUCAAUAUUAGGAAGAUAAUGUUUUGUACACUGUGUAUAUUCUGUCUCAUUGAGACAUCAAACUGAGUGAUAUGCACCUUGGGUUGUAUACGUUAGGGCACACGGUAGCCAUUGGAAAACGGAAAUGAGCAUGUCUUAUUCAGGUAGUCCCUCCCUGUUUUUUAUUUUGUUUGGUGCCUAAUGAAUACACCCCCUGGCUACCUGUAGUGUGUUUGUGGCAAUUUUUUUCCAGUGACUCAUAAUAGGUAAUUUGAUUAUAGCCAUUUUGAUUUCCCUAAAGAGCACACACUCCAGCACAGAUGGAACAAUGAGCCAGAUGUUUCACCGGAUGUAUGAAUCUAAAGCAUUCGGUUGGCAUUUCCACUCGCCAACAUUUUGUAGACUUUACACUUUGCCAAAGUUUUUAAAGUACAAGGGUGAAUUUAAUUAUUGCACUUGGCACUUCACAGAGUAGGCGUUCCCUGAAGGAAAUAUGCCAAUACAUGCUAGAACGUGCCAAUAGCAUACCGCUAGCUCGUUCUUGGAUCUGCUUGCCUGCACUAUGAUUAAUUUGCUACCAUUGGAAAUGACAGGCUGUGGUCUAUCUUGGGUUAGUUAUAUAAAAAAUAUUUGACUCCGGUGUGAAGUUUCCCCUAGGUACAGAUCUAGGAUCAGCUUCCCCUCCCUCAAUCCUAACCUUAAAUAUAUUUUUUAUUUUUAUAUUAAUGUUAAUACCCAUUUGAUUAUUUUGUAAAACAUAUUUUUAAGGAUUAUUAUUAUAUUAAUGAAUGAAAUGAAUGACAUUUUAUUUUCGUAUCAAAUCGCCAAUUGGCAACCCAUCCCUUAUGGGAUUAACUGACACAUAAACAAACAUUACAAUAAUUCACUGUGGUAAUUCAGUGACAAUUCUUCUUAGUGUUCUCUGCAGUGCGCAUCACAUAAAGAGUGAAUAAAUGAAAGGUAAAAAUCAAUACAUAAUAGUAAAUAAGGUUAUUCAAACAAUAAUUAUAUCCCUAGAGCAGUAAAAUAAUAUAUAUAUAUAUAUAUAUAUAUAUACAGUGAGGGGGAAAAAGUAUUUGAUCCCCUGCUGAUUUUGUACGUUUGCCCACUGACAGACAUGAUCAGUCUAUAAUUUUAAUGGUAGGUUUAUUUGAACAGUGAGAGAAAGAAUAACAACAACAAAAUCCAGAAAAAUGCAUGUCAAAUGUUAUAAAUUGAUUUUCAUUUUAAUGAGGGAAAUAAGUAUUUGACUCCUCUGCAAAACAUGACUUAGUACUUGGUGGCAAAACCCUUGUUGGCAAUCACAGAGGUCAGACGUUUCUUGUAGUUGGCCACCAGGUUUGCACACAUCUCAGGAGGGAUUAUGUUCCACUCUUCUUUGCAGAUCUUCUCCAAGUCAUUAAGGUUUCGAGGCUGACGUUUGGCAACUCGACCCUUCAGCUCCCUCCACAGAUUUUCUAUGGGAUUAAGGUCUGGAGACUGGCUAGGCCACUCCAGGACCUUAAUGUGCUUCUUCUUGAGUCACUCCUUUGUUGCCUGGGCCGUGUGUUUUGGGUCAUUGUCAUGCUGGAAUACCCAUCCACGACCCAUUUUCAAUGCCCUGGCUGAGGGAAGGAGGUUCUCACCCAAGAUUUGACGGUACAUGGCCCUGUCCAUCGUCCCUUUGAUGCGGUGAAGUUGUCCUGUCCCCUUAGCAGAAAAACACCCCCAAAGCAUAAUGUUUCCACCUCCAUGUUUGACGGUGGGGAUGGUGUUCUUGGGGUCAUAGGCAGCAUUCCUCCUCCAAACACGGCGAGUUGAGUUGAUGCCAAAGAGCUCGAUUUUGGUCUCAUCUGACCACUACACUUUCACCCAGUUCUCCUCCGAAUCAUUCAGAUGUUCAUUGGCAGACUUCAGACGGCCCUGUAUAUGUGCUUUCUUGAGCAGGGGGACCUUGCGGGCACUGCAGGAUUUCAGUCCUUGCCUUGAGAUCAUUGACAAGAUCCUCCCGUGUAGUUCUGGGCUGAUUCCUCACCCUUCUCAUGAUCAUUGCAACUCCACAAGGUGAGAUCUUGCAUGGAGCCCCAGGCCGAGGGAGCUUGACAGUUAUUUUGUGUUUCUUCCAUUUGCGAAUAAUCGCACCAAAUGUUGUCACCUUCUCACCAAGCUGCUUGGUGAUGGUCUUGUAGCCCAUUCCAGCCUUGUGUAGGUCUACAAUUUUGUCCCUGACAUCCUUGGAGAGCUCUUUGGUCUUGGCCAUGGUGGAGAGUUUGGAAUCUGAUUGAUUGAUUGCUUCUGUGGACAUGUCUUUUAUACAGGUAACAAGCUGAGAUUAGGAGCACUCCCUUUAAGAGUGUGCUCCUAAUCUCAGCUCAUUACCUGUAUAAAAGACACCUGGGAGCCAGAAAUCGUUCUGAUUGAGAGGGGGUUAAAUACUUAUUUCCCUCAUUAAAAUGCAAAUCAAUUUAUAACAUUUUUGACAUGCGUUUUUCUGGAUUUUUUUGUUGUUAUUCUGUCUCUCACUGUUCAAAUAAACCUACCAUUAAAAUGAUAGACUGAUCAUUUCUUUGUCAGUGGGCAAACUUACAAAAUCAGCAGGGGAUCAAAUACUUUUUUCCCUCGCUGUACAUACAUACAUACAUACAUACAUACAGUACCAGUCAAAAGUUUGGACACACCUACUCAUUCAUGGGUUUUUCUUUAUUUUCUACAUUGACUAUGAAAUAACACAUGGAAUCAUGUAGUAACCAAAAAAGUGUUAAACAAAUCAAAAUAUAUUUUAGAUUUUAGAUUCUUCAAAGUAGCCACCCUUUGCCUUGAUGACAGCUUUGCACACUCUUGGCAUUCUCUCAACUGGAAUGCUUUUCCAACAGUCUUGAAGGAGUUCCCACAUAUGCUGAGCACUUGUUGGCUGCUUUUCCUUCACGCUGCGUUCCAACUCAUCCCAAACCAUCUCAAUUGUCCCCUGUAGCUCAGUUGGUAGAGCAUGGCGCUUGCAACGCCAGGGCUGUGGGUUCGUUUCCCACGGGGGGCCAGUAUGAAAAUGUAUGCACUCACUAACUGUAAGUUGCUCUGGAUAAGAGUGUCUGCUAAAUGACUAAAAUGUAAAUUGGGUUGAGGUCGGGUGAUUGUGGAGGCCAGGUCAUCUGAUGCAGCACUCCAUCACUCUCCUUCUUGGUCAAAUAGCCCUUACACAGCCUGGAGGUGUGUUGGGUCAUUGUCCUGUUGGGAUGGCGUAUCGCUGCAGAAUGCUGUGGUAACCAUGCUGGUUAAGUGUGCCUUGAAUUCUAAAUAAAUCACCAACAGUGUCACCAGCAAAGCACCCCCACAUCAUCACACCUCCUCCUCCAUGUUUCACUGUGGGAACCACACAUGCCGAGAUCAUCCGUUCACCUACUCUGCGUCUCACAAAGACACGGCGGUUGGAACCAGAAAUCUCACAUUUGGACUCAUCAGACCAAAGGACAGAUUGCCACCGGUCUAAUGUCCAUUGCUCAUGUUUCUUGGCCCAUGCAAGUCUCUUCUUAUUAUUGGUGUCCUUUAGUAGUGGUUUCUUUGCAGCAAUUUGACUCUCAAGGCCUGAUUCACGCAGUCUCCUCUGAACAGUUGAUGUUGAGAUGUGUCUGUUACUUGAACUCUGUGAAUCAUUUAUUUGGGCUGCAAUCUGAGGUGCAGUUAACUUGAAUUAACUUAUCCUCUGCAGCAACUCUGGGUCUUCCUUUCCUGUGGCGGUCCUCAUGUUUCAUCAUAGCGCUUGAUGGUUUUUGCGACUGCACUUGAAGAAACUUUAAAAGUUAUUGAAAUGUUCCAUAUUGACUGACCUUCAUGUCUUAAAGUAAUGAUGGACUGUCGUUUCUCUUUGCUUAUUUGAGCUGUUCUUGCCAUAAUAUGGACUUGGUCUUUUACAUAAUAGGGCUAUCUUCUGUAUACCACCCUUACCUUGUCAUAACACAACUGAUUGUCUCAAACGCAUUAAGAAGGAAAGAAAUUCCACAAAUUAACUUAACAAGGCACACCUGUUAAUUGAAAUGCAUUCCAGGUGACUACCUCAUGAAGCUGGUUGAGAGAAUGCCAAGCUUGUGCAAAGCUGUCAUCAAGGCAAAGGGUGGCUACUUUGAAGAAUCUCAAAUAUAAAAUAUAUUUUGAUUUGUUUAACACUUUCUUGGUCACUACAUGAUUCCAUAUGUGUUAUUUCAUAGAUUUGAUGGCUUCACUAUUAUUCUACAAUGUAGAAACUAGUAAAAAUUAAGAAAAACCCUGGAAUGAGUAGGUAUAUCCAAACUUUUGACUGGUACUGGGUGUGAUUAUAUAUAUAUAUAUAUAUAUAUAUAUUUAAAUGAUUUACAGUACAGUGGGAAAUGUAGAGAUGGGGCCAUAGACAGACGGUGGCCAAGAUGGGACUGGAACCCUGGUCGCCAGGGGGAAUUUGUGGUCCGCUACACCAGACUCCGGCACCAGCCAUUGGAUUCUUGAAGUAUACAACUUAUAAAUGCCUCAUGAGCUUAGUUCAACUGUCGUACCCCAUGUUUCUUUUAAUCCAAUGUUUGUAAUCAAUGUAAUUGUAAAAAAAAAAAAAAACUGUAUAGGCUCAAAACAUGGUUAACACUAUAAAUUAGAUCUCACGGAUGGUUAGUCCUUGCAUCCAUAGCUCUGCCCAUGAAUUUGAGUGGUUACAUUUCCACCAGCCCCAUCAUCAGCUGUUUACCAAAUCAGUGGUGGGGUGUGACCGCUUUGUUAUUGUUUGAAGGCAGAUUGCCCCUUUGACAAUUAGUCGGGAAAAUGUAAAACGGACCCAAAAUCAACAUCUAGGGGCACCUUCGCCUUACACCAAGAGCACACACUGUGUAGUUGUUCAGCAAUGAGGCGGUACAUGCAAUCAAUAUGACUUUCCCAACAUGUUUCAAUGACAGACAGAUGAUGCAACAGGAGUAUUUUUCUCACUCGGCUGUCUUCUUUGGUCUCUGAACUAAAAGAAACUGAAACAGAAUAUGAAACUCUCAUUCAUUUGCCCUAAUGAACAGGACCCUGGUAAAAGCAACAGGCUUUAUUGGACCUGUUCAGGUUAAAUGGUGUCUGUUUUUUGGUGCCAAAUUAGAGAGUAGAGUUUGACUGUUAAAUCAAAGUGGGUCACAGUGGACUUUGAAACUCUUCUUUUCCUCUAGCCUACCCCUCCUCCUUCUGCCUCUUCUUCACUAUCCCUCUAUUUUUCAUCUCUCUUAACACCUGCAUGCUGCCAUGACCCGAUUUGAUAUUCAAAUCACAGUAAGUGAUAAAAUGACUUUCUUUGUCUGUCCCUUACCCCAUCCUCCCAUCCCCUCCUCCCUCUGUCCAUCCCCCGCUUCCCUCACACCCUGCUGGCUGCACUCUCUGUGACUCCCACAAUGGCUGGGUUUGUGGGGUGGAUUCUGCCGUUUGGGGCUUUGACACCAGAACCGAGAGAGACCAAAGGGUUUAGAGUCUGGGCCUAAAGUGUGUCAGGACGGGAGUGUGUCCCCCUUGUGGAUUGACUGUAGCCUGGUCCCAGAUCUGUUGGUGCUGUAUAGCCAACUCAAAUCGUUGUUUUGGUAUGGCAAUGACCAUAGGCGUUGGGUAGAUUGAACUGACCGCCCUGCAUGAACUUUAAGUCCCGAUUUAGAUCACCUGUCUUUCUAUUCAGCUGAGAAUGUGCUCUGUAUAGCCCUGUGCGUGUGCACGUUUUUGCGAACAUAUUAGGGCUGGGAAUUUCUGAGGGACCUUACAAUACGAUAUUAUCAUGAUACUUAGGUGCCGAUAUGUAUUUCGAUUCGAUACUGCGAUUUGAUGUUCCAAACAUAUUGCUCACCAUAUGUCUGCUGCAGAGGGACAAGAGAGCCAUGAGAAAACAAGUUUUGAUCAGUCAUGGAAAUAAAAGUGCUGAAAACUAAUUGGCUCCCUAUUUAAAAAGAUGGAGAACAAGCUCCCCCCAAUCACAAUCUCAUACUAAAGACCAAAAAUGGGGAUGCUGCUGUGGUUUAACUCAACUGGACCUCGAAGCCAGUUCCACUGCAUUUUUUCAUUGUUCAUCUCUAAUCAGGGACUGAUUUCGAUCUGGGACAGGACGUGCGUGCAAUUAAUUAUCAGGUAGAACAGAAAACCAGCAGGCUCCGGACCUCGUAGGGUAAGAGUUGAAUACCCCUUCUCUAGAUAGUACAGGUGAAUGAAUCCAUGGCUGCGUCUGAAAUGGCACCCUAUUCCCUACAUUGUGCUGCACUACUUUUGAUCAAUCUUCACACAGAUUAUGGUUUAGGGUCAUGUUCAUUAGGGCAUACUGUAGCAAAACGUUUUGUAAUGGAAAGCGAAAAUGAGCGUUUCUUAGUGGACAAGUUCAGUAAGUAGAUCUGGAGUUCAGAGGUUAAAGGUCAUCUAUCCUCUUCCUCCCUCCCAGGCUCUACACAAGCUGGCCAAUCAGUACCUGAAAAGGGAAUGGCCAGACAGCCUAUCAGAGGAGCCAACAGACCACAGGUAAGACCUCUCGCCAAAGAGUGAACAGUUAUUGUCUCAGCAGCGUCAGAAAUGUGUCGCUCGUUCUCUCUCUCUCAAGUAUUCUUCUUCCGUAAUAGUACUACCAGUAUCAGUGUGUAUUAUUGAAAGCUAUAUAUUUUAAUUUGCCAUUUUUUGCUAGUCUCUUUGAUAUUUUGUGCUAUCCAGGUCCUCUCAUGUCUGAAUUGUCAUUGCCUUUUUAAAUAAAGGUUAUUGUUCAACAGAUUAAUUAACUGGUUGAACCAACAGUUCUUGUAUUGUCGUCACAGCCAAGAACAUAAACAAAUAUCAGGGAUGUUACCAGUGUUCACACUGACUAUUGUGUGUGUGUCUGUGUUGUCACAGGAACAUGUACACGUUGUGGAAGGCAUACCUGGAGGGCACAGUGCAAGUGAGCCAAACCAGGAUCACGGCUUGUGAGAACUACAGGAACCAGGUGACGGACCCAGCCAAGACUGCCAGGCUGCAGAAGGAGCAGCAGCUCAGGAAGGUAUGGAGGCCAAACCACCACAACACUGCUUAGCUUUUCAUAGUUUGCAGACUCCCGCUCACCGUCUCGCGCUCUCACAUGGCUUAGAUUAUUUUACGCAUGUCUCCAUUUAUACAGCUGGUGAGUUGAAAUGUCUGAAACAGUUCAGGAUACAGUGAGGGGAAAAAGUAUUUGAUCCCCUGCUGAUUUUGUACGUUUGCCCACUGACAAAGAAAUGAUCAGUCUAUAAUUUUAAUGGUAGGUUUAUUUGAACAGUGAGAGACAGAAUAACAACAAAAAAAUCCAGAAAAACGCAUGUCAAAAAUGUUUUUAAUUGAUUUGCAUUUUAAUGAGAGAAAUAAGUAUUUGACCCCCUCUCAAUCAGAAAGAUUUUUAGCUCCCAGGUGUCUUUUAUACAGGUAACGAGCUGAGAUUAGGAGCACACUCUUAAAGGGAGUGCUCCUAAUCUCAGUUUGUUACCUGUAUAAAAGACACCUGUCCACAAAAGCAAUCAAUCAAUCAGAUUCCAAACUCUCCACCAUGGCCAAGACCAAAGAGCUCUCCAAGGAUGUCAGGGACAAGAUUGUAGACCUACACAAGGCUGGAAUGGGCUACAAGACCAUCGCCAAGCAGCUUGGUGAGAAGGUGACAACAGUUGGUGCGAUUAUUCGCAAAUGGAAGAAACACAAAAGAACUGUCAAUCUCCCUCUGCCUUUGGCUCCAUGCAAGAUCUCACCUCAUGGAGUUGCAAUGAUCAUGAGAACGGUGAGGAAUCAGCCCAGAACUACACGGGAGGACCUUGUCAAGGCAGCUGGGCCCAUAGUCACCAAGAAAACAAUUAGUAACACACUACGCCGUGAUUUAGUAACACAACUCGCUGUGUUUGGAGGAGGAGGAAUGCUGCCUAUGACCCCAAGAACACCAUCCCCACUGUCAAACAUGGAGGUGGAAACAUUAUGCUUUGGGGGUGUUUUUCUGCUAAGGGGACAGGACAACUUCACCGCAUAAAAGGGACGAUGGACGGGGCCAUGUACCGUCAAAUCUUGGGUGAGAACCUCCUUCCCACAGCCAGGGCAUUGAAAAUGGGUCAUGGAUGGGUAUUCCAGCAUGGCAAUGACCUAAAACACAUGGCCAAGGCAACAAAGGAGUGGCUCAAGAAGAAGCACAUUAAGGUCCUGGAGUGGCCUAGCCAGUCUCCAGACCUUAAUCCCAUAGAAAAUCUGUGGAGGGAGCUGAAGGUUAGAGUUGCCAAACAUCAGCCUCGAAACCUUAAUGACUUGGAGAAGAUCUGCAAAGAGGAGUGGGACAAAAUCCCUCCUGAAAUGUGUGCAAACCUGGUAGCCAACUACAAGAAACGUCUGACCUCUGUGAUUGCCAACAAGGGUUUUGCCACCAAGUACUAAGUCAUGUUUUGCAGAGGGAUCAAAUACUUAUUUCACUCAUUAAAAUGCAAAUCAAUUUAAAACAUUUUUUACAUGCGUUUUUCUGGAUUUUUUUGUUGUUAUUUUGUCUCUCACUGUUCAAAUAAACCUACCAUAAAAAGUAUAGACUGAUCAUGUCUUUGUCAGUGGGCAAAUAUCCACUGUAUGUGGAUAUUUCUUCCACUUUCUAAGGGGAAGUCUGCUGUUCUUUGGAUACAAACCAGUGUAUACAGUGCAUUCGGAAACCCCUUGACUUUUCCCACAUUUUGUUACGUUACAGCCUUAUUCUAAAAUGGAUUAAAACAAACAUUUUUUAUGUAUUACAAAUAAAAAACGGAUACCUAUGAGACUCAAUUGAUCUCAGGUGCAUCUUGUUUCCAUUGAUCAUCCUUGAGAUGUUUCUACAACUUGAUUGGAGUCCAUCUGUGGUAAAUUGAUUGGACAUGAUUUGGAAAGGCACACACCUGUCUUUAUAAGGUCCCACAGUUGACAGUGCAUGUCCGAGCAAAAACCAAGCCUUGAGGUCGAAGGAAUUGUCCAUAGAGCGCCGAGACAGGAUUGUGUCGAAGGCACAGAUCUGGGGAAGGGUACCAAAAAAUGUCUGCAGCAUUGAAGGUCCCCAAGAACACAGUGGCCUCCAUUCUUAAAUGGAAGAAUUUUCGAACCAACAAGACUCUUCCUAGAGAUGGCUGCCCGGCCAAACUGAGCAAUCGGGGAAGAAGGGCCUUGGUCAGGGAGGUGACCAAGAACCCGAUGGUCACUCUGACAAAGCUCCAGAGUUCCUCUGUGGAGAUGGGAGAACAUUCCAGAAGGACAACCAUCUCUGCAGCACACCACCAAUCAGGCCUUUAUGGUAGAGUGGCCAGAUGGAAGCCACUCCUCAGUAAAAGGCACAUGACAGCCCGCUUGGAGUUUGCCAAAAGACACCUAAAGGACUCAAGAUUCUCUGGUCUGAUGAAACCAAGGUUGAACUCUUUGGCCUGAAUGCCAAGCGUCACGCCUGGAGGAAACCUUACACCAUCCCUACGGUGAAGCAUGGUAGUUGCAGCAUCAUGCUGUGGGGGUGUUUUUCAGCGGCAGGGAGUGGGAGACCAGUCAGGAUCGAGGGAAAGACGAACGGAGCGAAGUACAGUGAUCCUUGAUGAAAACCUGCUCCAGAGCGCUCAGGACCUCAGACUGGGCUACGGUUCACCUUCCAACAGGACAACGACCCUAAGCACACAGCCAAGAGGAGUGGCUUCGGGACAAGUCUCUGAAUGUCCUUGAGUGGCCCAGCCAGAGCCUGGAUUUGAACCCGAUCGAACAUCUCUGGAGAGACCUGAAAAAAGCUGUGCAGCGACGCUCCCCAUCCAACCUGACAGAGCUUGAGAGGAUCUGCAGAGAAGAUUGGGAGAAACUCCCCAAAUGCCAAGCUUGUAGCGUCAUACCCAAGAAGACUUGAGGCGGUAAUCACUGCCAAAGGUGCUUCAACAAAGUACUGAGUAAAGGAUCUGAAUGCUUAUGUAAAUGUAUCCUGAGUGGUGCAGUGGUCUAAGGCACUGCAUUGCAGUGAUAGCUGUGCCACUAGAGAUCCUGGUUCGAAUCCAGGCUCUGUCGCAGCCGGCCGCGACCGGGAGACUCAUGGGCAGCGCACAAUUGGCCUAGCGUUGUCCAGGGUAGGGGAGGGAAUGGCCGGCAGGGAUGUAGCUCAGUUGAUAGAGCAUGGCGUUUGCAACGCCAGGGUUGUGGGUUCGAUUCCCACGGGGGACCAGUAUGAAGAAAAAAAACUAUAAUAAAAAAUAAAAUAUGUAUUCACUAACUGUAAGUCGCUCUGGAUAAGAGUGUCUGCUAAAUGACUUAAAUGUAAUGUAAUGUAAAAUGUAAAUGUUAUAUUUCUGUUUUUUAUUUUUUAUAAAUUUGCAAAAAUGUCUAAACCUGUAUUUGCUUUGUCAUUGUGGGGUAUUGUGUUUAGAUUGAUGAGAAACCUUUUUUAAAAUCCAUUUUAGAAUAAGGCUGUAAUGUAACAAAAUGUGGAAAAAGUCAAGGGGUCUGAAUACUUUCUGAAUGCACUGCUGUGCAAAGGUAUUCAGACCCCUUCGAUUUAUUCAAAUGUUAUUGUGUUAAAGUGGGAUUCAAGUGAAUUGAAUUGUAAUUUUUUUGUCAACAGUCUACACAAAAUAUUAAAAUGUCAAAGUGGAAGAAAUAUUAUAACAUUUUUGAAAAAUGUGUAGUCGUUGCAUAAGUAUUCAGCUCCCUGAGUCAAUACAUGUUAGAAACACCUUUGGCAUUAAUUACCGCUGUGAAUCUUCUGGGGUGUGUCUCUAAGAGCUUUGCACACCUGCAUUGUGCAAUAUUUGUCCAUCAAUCUUUUUUAAAUUAUUCAAGCUCUGUCAACAUAUUGGGGAUCAUGGCUAUACAGCAAUUUAAGUCUUGCCAUAGAUUUUCACUCUGUCAUUUAGGUCAUUAUUGUGGAGUCGACUACAAUGUUGUUGAUCCAUCCUCAGUUUUCUCCAAUCACAGCCAUUGAACUCUGUAGCUGUUUUAAAAUCACCAAUGGCGUCAUGGUAAGAUCCCUGGGAAGUUUAAUUCCUUUCCUUCAGAUCAGAAAGAUGACUGUGUCUUGGUGUCUGGGUGGUUUAAUACAUCAUCCACUGCAUAAUUAUUAACUUGACCAUGCUUAGAGAUAUUCAGUGUCUGAUUUGUUAGUGUUAUCCAUUACCAAUCACUGCCCUUUAUGAGGCUUUCGAAAAGCUCCCUGAUGUUUGCAGUUGAAUCUGUGCUUGAAAUUCAAUACUUGACUGGGGGACCUAACAUAUGUUGUAUGUAUGGGGGACAGAGGAAGGGUUAGUCUUUAAAAAAUCAUGUCAACCCCUAUUAUUUCACACAGAGUGAGGACAUGUAAUUUAUGUGAUUUCUUAUGCCAAAUCUUACUUCUGAACAAAUGUAGGCUUGCCUAAACAAAAAUGGCUGAAUACUUAUGCAAUGACUAUUUUAGUUAUGAAUGUAUUUAUCUUAAAAAAUAAAUAAUAGUUCUUCCACUUUGACAUUAGAGUGUUGUGUGUAAAUUGUUGACAAAAAAAUGACAUCCAUUUUAAUCCCACUUUGUAACACAAAAGUGAAGAAAUCCAAGGGGUCUGAAUACUUUUGCAAGGCACUGUAUUAAUAUAUACUCAGUCAUCAUAGUUCAGGUGGGCCUUCGCUUCAGCAAACAACAUUUUUCUUGGUACGCCGUUCUCAUAUACUGGGUCAUGUUCAGUUGGGCACACUCUAGCAAAACCUUAUCUCCCUGUUGUAGUCAAUUCUGAAACGUUUUCGCCCUACUGAACAUGGUCUAGCCUGGACACUUUGCUUCAAUAUCAGCUAAGAGUUGGCCACAUGGCCACCCUGUCCAUAUUAUCACUGGCUGUCAGGCUUUGACCAACACUUGCUCUCUAUUUACCUCAGUCCAUGUUCCACUGGCUACCAUCAACUAGCACCCUCUUGUUCACCCUGACUGACCUAAUAGGAAUAUCAUAUUCACUCUUAGUACAAACAUCUUAGAAUGGCUACCAAUAGGAUGGGCAUGUUAUUAGAUUAGUUUGAGUUUAUUAGUCACAUGUACAGGCAGAUGCAAUUAAAGGGUGAGGGCGCAGGAAGCUGCCUAGUGGCUAUUCAUGGUCUGGGGGUAGAAGCUAUUGGCCAGUCUUCCAGUUAUCGCCAUGAUGCUCCUGUACUGCCUGUGUCUGAGUGAAGGAAGCAAGCCAUGGCUCGGGUAACUGUAUUAGCAAUGAGUCUGGAUAUAUCUAAGUAUAUUUGAUACUGUACCAGCUGACUGUAUGUGUAUUGACCAGCUGACUAUGUCCUCUGGUUGUUUCUCCAGUAGUGCUGAGCUAUUAGUGCUCUUUCAGGUCUGUUAGGUUUCGGUUCAAUUAUUUAAAAAAUUAUCACGGUUUCGAUUAUUUAAAUAAAAAAAUAAAAAAAAUGAAAGAGCUUUUUAAUGGAAAUUCCAAAGCCAAAAAUAGUGAACAUUGGUAAUAUUUCAUUGUCUCUGUCAGGUCCACAUUGGGUAGCCAUCAAUAGAAAAAUAGUAAAUUACUAUGCAAUAUUUCAGCUACUUAGUUUUUAUUUUAAUGGCUUUAUUAUUUUUCAUUCCUUAAAGUAAUCAUCUCUGCUCAGGCAGUUGCAGUCAGCCAGCCAGGCCAUAUAAUGGUAUGUGCUCCCCAUACUGUACGGUCUUCAUAUUUAGCUAAACUGCAUAUUAUGCUGCAGAGCUGUCUGACAGUCAUUUUACUAGUUCUUCAAAGUAGAUAAGGCAUACUUUCACGAACUGUCUUUGUCCCUCUUGUCGUUGUUGUGUACAUUCUUCUCUCAUGCAGUCUAUGUGUGUCUAACCUAAUGUAGCAGGCGUAAAGUGUAUCCGUCCAGAGAUCUGUAUAUAAUGACGAGAUGCUUAUGUUUACGCCUUAACAAUGGGAGUCGUUGUCCCAAAGGCAGGAAGCCAGGCAACAAGCUAAGGUCCAAAAUAAAUCAAUAGACAGAUUUUGCCGAAAGUGAAAUCUCUCGCUUCGCCUCGUCCUCUCUGAUUCGUUUGAGACACAAAAAAAGUUGUUUGGGUUAUGGUAAUGGCUUACGGUCAUUGUAGUUAGUUACCAUGUUUCUGUUCUGAACUAGGUUGAAUAUUUGCUUAAUGAAAACUACAACUCCCUUCAGCCCAGCGUCCCACAUAGUUCUUGUUAUGAUUUAUCACGUGAAUGAUUUGAUUGAGAAACGGCGCGUUGGGCUCACAAAAAAACCCCGAACUAAAUGGAAUUAAAGUAAUUGAUCCGACGUCGGUCAAUUAGUUGUUUAAUAACAGAAACCCCACAGAAAAGUUGGUUAAUCGCUCAGCACUAUUCUCCAGUGUACUGACCAGCUGAUGCUGGUGCAGGCGGAGCUGCAGGACUCUGUGAAGGAGCUGGCUAAGACCAGGAAGAAGUACCAGGAGACAGAGACCAUGGCCCAGGCCGUCAGGGACAAGGCCGAGCAGGAUGCCAAGUAUGUGCACACACACACACACACACACACACACACACACACACACACACACACACACACACACACACACACACACACGAAACAAAAAAAUCCUACCCCUACGGCCUUGUGGAGAUUUGAGAGGAUCAGAUGGGUAACAAAUCUGAGGCCAAGGUGGAUCUAUUGCCGUAACGCUACCUAUCCAGUCCUCUCGAAUGUACAGGAGUGACAAUGUAAAAUACUAUAGGGAAUCACUGGUCUUGUGAGACUCUGUUCACUUACAUGUUCCAUCUCACCUUCUGUUCUGUCCAGGUCCAAACUGAGUCUCUUCCAAUCCAGGUCCAGUCUGCAGAGGGCCAGUGUAAAGGUGAGAUAAUUAAAUGUAUGCACACAUGACUGUAAGUCGCUUUGGAUAAAAGCGUCUGCUAAAUGGCAUGUUAUUAAAUGAUUACAUUUUAUGUAUGGCCAAUUGGCCAUGACCACAAACUCAAGUGCAUAUGGGAAUGAAAAAAACCCAAAACAACUAUCAAACUAAUUUACUGACGUUUUCAGCUGAAAGCCAAGAGGAGUGAAUGUAACUCCAAAGCCACCCACGCCAGGAACGACUAUCUCCUCACGCUAGCUGCGGCUAACGCUCACCAGCAGCGCUACUACAACACUGACCUGAUCAACUGCGUUAAGGUGAGGCGUCGGCACACACACACAAGUAUGGAGGCAUUUCAGGUCAUCUUUUUUUUUUUGCAGUUGCCUCAUAUCUCAGGCGAUUGCUAUGUCAUAGUUAGCAUGACUGCAAAACAGGCUACCUGGAACGCCAUCACCAAUGUGUGAGUGAGUGAGAUGGAGGGUUAUUGCUGCAUUUCCCUGUUGACUGCGCUUCUCAGGUCCUGGAUGGGGACAUCUAUGAGCAGGUGAAGGACUACCUGGUCUCUCUGUGCCAGAUGGAGCUUGAGUCCUACCAGGCUGUUCACAACACUUUCAACAUCCUCCUGGAGAGCUCCAACGGGGUGAGCGCACACAAACUAGCCCAGUGGCCGUAUGUGUCAAGUGUCUCAAGAGAAGGAAUGCUGAUCCAGAAUCAGUUUUGCCUUUCAGAUGAAAAAUGUAUAGGAAAAGGAACUUGAAUGGGGAAUUCUGAGAUGCUUGAUACAUAUGGCCCCAGAUAUUAGCAUUCAUUGAACUAGCCUGGUCCAAGAUCUGUUUGUGCUGUCUUGCCAACUCCUAUGGUCGAAUGAUGUUGGCUAUACAGCACAAACCGAUCUGGGACCAGGCUUUUAUUUGAGUUAUUAUUUUUUUUACUAUGGGAGAGUUCUUAUGCGGAGAAUGCUGGGAAGUUGGUGAAACAGAGGUAGUUCGGUCCAGAACCUUGCCUGAGAGCGGAAUGCUCGCGUUAACUCCCCCGACCUAAUGCCUAGGUUUUAGCUCGGAGUGUGCAGGAGACCCAUGUUCAAAACCCAGAUGUUCAAGUUAGCAUGGAUACCAUUGUUUAGGUCCACAUUUUUCUUUUAAAGCUAGAAUUGUUCAUUUAAACAAUAACAAAGCACCUCCCCACCCCUGUUUUGCUAAAAAGCUAAGGGAUUGGGCUGGAGAAAUGUUAUCCACUCUCAAAUUCAUAAACAGAGUUAUGGAUACAAAGAUUGACCAUCCAUGAUAUCAAAUGUAUAGCUUUAACCAAGUUUUGAGGCUAUGUAAGUGUUUGUUUACGUUGUUUACAAACAUUGGAGUAAAACAAGCUUAUAUUUUGGGAUCUGAUGGGGUAUAUCUCCAGUGAGGCAGCAAGCUGCAGGUGCCAGAUCCCCCAGAAGGGUCAGAUUUCUACCCGCUGACCCAUAUGGUUCCUCUUUCACCGUGACGCCACAGCAGGCUGUGUGUGGGUGUGUAGUUUUGACCUCUCUCUGGUAAUCUUCCUAUGACCCUUGAGUUGACCGUGAACGCUCCCCUGUGACUUUAGGUCAUACUGCACUCUGCUCUGACCGUCAGUGGUCCUUCGAUGGCCCUGACUUAAGUAAGAACAGUGUGGUCGCUCUCCAGAUGACAUAAUAAACUCUCAAAGGAUUGAGUAAAGCCUCUUCUGUCAUGAUAAUAUGAGCUUUUAUCUAUUCUAAUCCCUUUAUGCCUCUGUCAGAUUAUUAGUACUUCUAUUGUGCUGUAUUAUGAGGUUAACUAAACGGCUGUGUCUGCGUGUGUUCUCUUCAGGUGAUGCAGGACUUCCACCAGCAGCAGUUUGUACAGCAGAACCCAGUGUUCCACAGCACCCCAGCCAUCCUCUUCCAACCCAGCAACACUGACACGGUGGGUAGUAGUGCUACGCUAACGCUACUUCAAAUCAAAUCAAAUUUUAUUUGCCACAUGCGCCGAAUACAACAGGUGUAGACAUUACCGUGAAAUGCUUACUUACAGCCCUUAACCAACAAUGCAUUUAUUUUUUAAUAAAAAAGUAAAAUAAAACAACAACAACAACAACAAAUGUGUUGAGAAAAAAAAAGCAGAAGUAAAAUACUUAUCUCAUGGAACGUGGUGGCUAGUGCUACGCUACACACUGGCUAUGCUAAAGCUACCAUGUCGUAGAACCACUGGUCCUUCUUUUAGGCUAGCUAACCUGCUCUACCGUACAUGCUUGUGCGUAUGUGUAACCAAGUUGAAUUUGUAAGCUCACUCAACUUGAAAUGCCACUACCUGUGCCAUUGAAUUGCUAGCUUUUCUUUGGGUAACUGGCUAAGGCAUUGUGAGACAGGAUUGGGAUUGGUAAAAUCAAUCCCAGUAGUGAACUUGUGAGAGAGGAAGCAAAGCUGUUAAAUGACAGUGACGUCCAUUACAUGUGAUGCGUGUGUUUUGGUGAGUGUGUUUGUGUUGCACGUAGGUUUGUUUGUAUGGUUUAUGGUGUGUGUGUGUAAAUGGUGCACAUGUGUGUAUGGUGUGUGUGCAUGCGAGCCCCAGAGGAACCUGUUCUCAGCUGACCCAGCCUGCCAGUCCGUCCGUCUGCCCGCCAGUGCACUUGUCUCCCCCCCCCCCCCCCCUUCUGAUUCCCAUCCGCCCCUCUGCUACACUGGACAAUUUGUUAGAAGUCUCCAAGACCCUCGUUGUUUUCGUUGGAAGUCAAACAAGCAGUGGCCUGUUCCUAAAGAAAAUAUUUAGUGAUGCAGUUGCCCCCUCCACCUCCCUCAAACCCACCCCACCCCUUUCCCCUCCCUGGCAAUAUGACGGAGGUAUCCGGAAAAUAACUGCACUGAAAGAGACAGGGCGUCUGUGAAAAGGGGGCAUUGUGAGGGGGCCUUGUCAGAGUGGGCUCACUCCAGCCCCCCACCUCCGCCCUUCCACCCCUGGCUGCCUCGGCCUCUAAAAGGAACUCAGUGUGGCUCUCGUUCACUGAUUUAUUGGCCUUACGCAUGGACUACAUUGAACAGCUCUCGCUCUCUCUCGCGCGCUUUCUCUGUUCUCUUUCGCUCACUCCUUGCUCUCUCUUUAACGCGCUCUCGCACGCUCUGGCUUUCUCAAUUCAAAGGGGCUUUACUGACAUUUAAUUCAAAGGGCUUUAUUCACAUGUAAUUCAAAUGGGUUUUAUUGACAUGUAAUUCAAAACAUAAAAACGUGAAGAAACAAAACAAGAAAAAAAUAUAUAUUAGAAAUGAACAGUAAAUAUUGCAUUCACAAAUGUUUCUAACGUGUUUUUUUUUUACAUGCAAAUAUUUGAAGUACAAAUGGUAGGGGUGCCACAGCAGGCUGUCUGUGUUUUAGAAUAGAUAAUGUGCAGAUCAUGACAGAAGAGUCUGACUCUCUCUCCUUAUUUAUAGCUAAAUGCACUCCGAAUUAUACAUUCAGCCAUUUAGACUGUGUUGAUUAUUUUGUCAGGGCUCAGAGAUUAGAGGUCAGCUGUGUGCGCAUGAAUCAUGCCAGGGGUCAUCAUCUGUCAUAGGGGUUGACCUAUACACCUCCUGAGGAGAGGUGAGACCAAACUUCCUAGUCCUGUUGCAUGUGUCCAUCAGACAGCCAGUGCUCUCUGUUAUAAAUAAAAUAAUUUUGUAUCGGGAGACGAGAAUGAGCGUUUCUUAUUAGACAAGUCCAGGGAUGUCCCUCCCCGUUUCAGUCCGUUUUCUUCUGAUAAUGAACACUUGGUGUUACAGAACGUUCUGAUAUAAAUGUAUUGUGUAGAACAAAUCUGAUUGUCGGUCAUGUAGACUAGAGAACCGUGUCUGCUCUAUUCGUUCCAUUUCUAUUUUGCAACGUUCAGAACAUAUAAUGAGUACACCCCAGAGUGGCCUGGACGGAGACUUCAGGCCUUGUAGAUGAGUUGUGGAAAUAAAUAAACACCAAAUGUUUCCAUUUUAAUCUGGAAUUCCUGUUUUUCUGAUCGCUUUCUAAUCCUAUAUUAUUGGAAUCAACCUACCCCGAAGCAAAUAUCAGACAUUUCACAUUUUCCUAUGUUGUCCUGAUCACAUCCCUGAUUUCGAGACAUUGCCUCUCAUUCCAUUGGUACGCGUGGAUUGGCUGUGUUCCUCUUGGGAGGUCAUCCAUAGAGUGAGUGUUUUCCUCUAGGUUGUUUUCCUUUCGACACAAACACUCGGUUUGUUUGGCCGUCUGCCUCAAUAGUGGAAUUCAAUAGAUGUUUUUACUACGCUGCCUUGAUUUAGUUUCUCAGAAAUCUAAUUUCAUAAUAUUUGCCAACAUUCACCCUCAAACGGAUAUCGGCUCCAAUAUCCAACCAUAAAUAUUUAGGAGGUGAAUAUGUCUGUUUUUAUUCACACACGGACAGACGGGCAGAGACGGUUAGAGACGGACACUGAAUAUGUUUAGCUGAAUAUUAUCAGACUAUUAAACUCUCUCAUCAUCCCUGGUCACUAGGUCAGGCAGUUGCAGAAGGAGAGUGGCACAGCGGAGGAGCACAGUCUGGAUAAGGAGGCACGGAAGUGGGCGACCCGAGUGGCACGAGAACACAAGAGCAUCAUCCACAGUCAGAGGGUGAGAGAGAGGGAUUGAAAUAAAAAAGCAAGAGAAAGGGAUAGCCUAUAUUUGCUGUGUCUCAGAGUAGGAGUGCUGAUCUAGGAUGAGUUUUCUGCCUUUUAGAUAAUAAUUUAGUAAGAUUACAUGGAUUUAUAGAGACUUUAUGAAUACGGGCUCAGAUCCGUUCAACUUCAGUACACUUCCAACUGACUCGACACAGAGUUAUCAUUAGCCCCAAUAUAAAAGACUAAUAAUUAAUCAGUUUUAUGAUGCCUGCACUGUGUCAGAGGGAAGUGAUAACUUUGAACGUUGAGGAAACGUUUAACCAUCGCCCUACUGGCCUGAUGGUUUGUUGUUAAACCUUGGAGAUAAGAAAACGGAUGUAGGUAGUUCUUGGCCAAACUCCGACAAGUGUUUUCCAGUAAACCAGGAUGUAACAUGGCCCUUUAACAACCCCAUUACUGGAAAUUAUAUUAAAUUAGUCAUGUUAUAACUGUGAUAGUUUUACAAUUUCUUCUAUUCACUGUAAUGUAUACCAGUUAUUGCUUGAUUAUUUCAGCAUUUCUCAUUUUCAUGGCCAUAUUGUUUUAGUAUUUCCUACUUUUGAUUGUGAUCUGGUUUUGGUUUCUCCUUUUCACUGUGUGGUGGUGUAGUUUAUUUUAUGAUUUGUCAUAGGCUGUGUCUCAAAUGGAACCCUAUUCCCUACUGUACAAAGUGCACUAUGUAGGGAAUAUGGUGCCAUUUCAGACGCCACUAUUAAAGAUUGAUUUGUUCUGUACAUGUUACCUGUGACUUUUCAGGCCCUGGAGGAGUAUGGGACACAACAGGGACUGCCGGAGCAGAACCACAGCGAGCUGGAGCUCAAGAUGGAGGAGGCCAGGGAGAACCUGCGAAGAGCAGAGGUUAACUUGUGUGUGUGUGUGUGUGUGUGUGUGUGUGUGUGUGUGUGUGUGUGUAGUGAAGGUUAGUUGGUGUGUUGGGAUGAGGUAGUCCUGCCUGCAGCGUAAAAUGUGUCACCCUUGGCCCAAAAGGACUGGUUAAGACGUUGGUUUUCAGAGCAGGAGACCAUGGUUACGAUCCCACCAGUGCUCACGCGUGCGUGUGUGAUCACUUACUGAGGUUUGUUUAUCAGUGGGCCAGCAGGUUCUCACCUUAGCCUCUCUUGCCUCUGAUGCCCCCUGCUGGUGGAUAAGGCAGAAUACAUAAAACAUAGUUCUAAUGGAGCUUUUUAUUAUAACAUGAGUCAUGACUAGAGUUUCAAAAUCCCAGCUUUUCCAGAAAUCCCAGUUCGUAGAUUCCUGGUAUUAGGAGGGAAUAAGAAUGAAAUUCAUAAUAUGACAAAACAUGCAAUGAUGUCACUAACUCCAGACCGUGAAGCUGAAGGCGGACGCUCGUCUGGCCCUACUGAGAGAUGCAGGAAUCACCGUGGAGACAUGGCUGAAGAGUGCCAUGAACCAGGUGAUGGAGGAGCUGGAGAACGAGCGGUGGGCCAACCUAAAUGCAAAUGAUCCUUCACUCACCGUGAGUCACAAACACACAUUAUGUAUUCAAAUACGAGACAAACAUUACUUUUUUUUCUCAGAUCUUUGUGCAUACACUCAAACACAUCUCAAUUUGUCAUUUUGUCCCCUGUAUACCUGCCUACUGAAAUUUGCCGGACUCAGGUAAAUCACAUGAUAAGGAAGCUGAGGUGCAUGUUUAAGACACUGUUUCUCAACCUUAAGGUGCUAGUUUAGCCUGUGCUGUGCUGUGUUUGUGUUUGAGAUUGACUAGCCUUGUGAAACCUGACUGACAGCAUGUGAGCUUGCGAGAUCAGGCUGGUUUAACACAGCUACAGAUUUUGCAGUCACUGAUCACUGAUCUACAAAUCACCUUCUCACUAUGGCAAGUGUCAAACUCAUUCCAAAGAGGGCCGAGUGCAGGUUUUUGCUCCUUCCUUGUACUUGAUUGAUGAAUCAAGGUCACUAAUUAGCAAGGAACUCCUUUCACCUGGUUGUCUAGGUCGUAAUUGAAAAGAAAAACCAAAAACCUGCAGACACUAGGCCCUCCAUGGAAUGAGUUUGACGCCCCUGCACUAGGUGAUCAAAGGUAUCGAUUCUGCGGCUUCCCUUGCUCAAAGGGAUCCUCUCCAACAUGCUGUGUGUGUCUUUAGGGUACAGGUGACCUAGAGGAGGAUGAGGAGCUGGAGGAUAGUGGAGAGGUGUUGGACGACAGCAGCUCCAGCCCCUCCAGUACCCUCAGGAACUACCCCCUCACCUGCAAAGUGCUCUACUCAUACAAGGUACACAAAAUCUUUAAGCUGGCAAUUACCCCAGCGCCUUGGAUGCGGUGCAGUAUGGUACCGUAACUCGUACCACAUAGGUCCUGUGAGCAGCACACCUUAUAAUAUUGAAGUUCUUACUUCACAAAUACAGCUCCAACCUACAAUAUAUUCAUGGAAUUUACUGUGGCAGUCUAGCAGUAAUAAAACAUGACCUCCUUCCUCUCCCUACUCUCCCAGGCCUCUCAGCCAGAUGAGCUGACCAUCGAGGAACAGGAUUUGCUGGAGGUUAUUGAUGAUGGGGACAUGGAGGACUGGGUCAAGGUACAGAGUGCUGUCCAAGAGAUGCACUACCUCUCAGUUUGUGUUUUAACUAGAAUAAAGCAAGAGGUACUCUGAAGUCAUAUCAUACGCCUACACACCAGGGGUUGUGUCCAGUGGGGAGAAAAUGUUUUGAAAUGGGGAGGUGCUACUUCAACUUGUCCAAUAAGAACUUAGUUUUGUUUUCCAUUACAAAACAUGUUGCUACGGUGUGCCCCACUAUCACUGACGGUAACCCUGUGUGUGUUCCAACAUUGUCUCUAGGCCAGGAACCAGACGGGCCAGGUGGGCUACGUCCCGGAGAAGUACCUGCAGCUGCCCUCGUCCAACAGCCUAAUGAGCAUGCUCCAGUCUCUGGCCGCCCUGGACGCUCGCUCCCACUCCUCCAGUAACUCUACGGAGCCUGAGCUGGCCGAGUCAGAGCUGCCCACGCCGGGCACACCUAGCGUCAACGGAGACUCCAGCAGUGGUGAGAGACAGUGAAUUUGUCCGAAACGUUUGGAGCAUGACUCAACAUUCGCUCACAGGCGAAUCCUGACCUUCACUUAAGUCAGAUUUUCACUUAGUCAUGCAUUGAUGUCAGUGGGAGAUAAAAGGAAAUUGGACUUAUGUAAAAGUUAGGAUUCGCCCCACAUUGAAUAAACAAUGUCCUUCCCUCUUCCACUUCCCCUUUGCACCUCCGCUCUCUCCCCCUCUCCCUCCCUCAGUCUGCUUCGCCAAGGCCCUGUACGACUACGCGGGCCAGACGGAUGAGGAGCUCUCGUUCCCUGAGGGCGCCGUCAUCCGUGUGCUGAGCCGCGAGACCCACGAGGAUGACGGCUUCUGGGAGGGCGAGUUCAAUGGCACCGUUGGUGUCUUCCCUGCCGUGCUUGUGGAGGACCUUCUGGCAUCAGGCGGUGCCGGUGGAGACAGCGAGAAUGGCGAUGGCCAAGGAGAGGCAAGCAGCAGACCGCAGGUACACACAUGUAUGCAACCACCUUAGGAGCUGUUUACCAUAGAGAUGGAUAGAGGAAUAGUGCCCAAAAGCCCGUUUUAGCAUGGGCAGCGCCAUUGAGGAAUUCCUAUGGGUUACCACUCACCAUUUUUAAGUAGUCAACUGGGUGGGACUUCCUAUGGGUUAAAGAAGGAUCGCAUAAUUCCACCCAGGUUAUCAGGAGCCAACCUUGGCUUUAUACCUGUUCAAACAACACACUCCAGGUGGCAGUAUGCACCCUUUCAGUUUGUUUACCAACUCCUAGAAGUAGUAGAAGAAGAAAAUGUACCACUUCAAAAUGGAGAUGGCCUCAAUGGCGCUGCCCAUGCUUUCACAGACGCCAUAAUGGGACAGAUGCAAUGUUGUGUCCUCUAACUAUCUCUAUGCUAUUUACACACAUGAAUCAAUGAAUGGACACUUAAAGGUCUUGCUCACAUUCUCAUCCAUACAUUUACAUCAUAAAGAUACUGUAUAACAGUAAUCAAUAUAUUACUGUUUUAUUUAAUUCUGUGGAGUGCGCCGUCUUACAGGCGUCCCCCUCUCCUCUUUCCGAGCGCUCUCCGCAGAGCCCUUUCCAUCUGGGCCCACUCCACAGCAGCCCCUGUCAGAGCAGCCCCCUCCUGACCCCCACGCUGCCCUCGCUCCAGUCCAGCCCCUCCAGUGCCAGCGCUUCGCCCAUACCCCGCCCCCCCUCCAUCAAUGGCCACCAUAGGGCACCACCCGCACCACUCAAAGGCCACUUGCAAAGUAAGAACCACUCCUCAAAGGCUGACUAUUUAUUAUUUUGCACAUCAAAUGUUAUCGCAAUGCACAUCAUUCAUUGCCUGGUCCCAGAUCUGUUUUGUGCUGUAUUAUAGUCCGUGGCAUGACAACAAACAUAGGAGUUGGCAAGACGGCACAACCAGAUCUGGGACCAGGCUAUGUUAUUUAUCAUAUUAAAUGCACACAAAAUAGACCAUGUAAAAAAAGUAGGGACAUGGACAAGUAAUAAACAACAGCAUGGAUUUUAAGAAUACUCAUUCCGACAUUUGACAUAUCUGUUCAAUAGGGCACAAUGUCACUACCCUGUAGUGAUUUCUAUGCCAAGACGUGGUGCUGAUGAUUCUGUCUGCCCUCCUCACCUUCAGGUCCUGCCCAGAGCUCCACCCAGCCCCCCAGGUACCCAACAGAUGGUGGUGCGGGGGGCACCAUUCGACCUGUAAGUCAUCACACACACACACACAAAGCAUCGUAAAUACUGUAUGGAUACUGACCCUUGUCCGGUUUGAAAAUACACUCGUUGAGGUUCCACUUGGAGCUCAAAGGAAUAACUAGCUGUUUGUAUGUUAUGGACAGGUCCGUGCUGCUCCGCCGCCCCCCAAGCCGCAGCAGCCUCAUGGCCAGGUGAAGAGGAGGGAGGAAGUGGAGAUCACGCUGGUGUAACGACGCCGCCCUGGGGGCGGUGGCUGCUCCCCACAACCAGAUCAGACCAGACCUGGUGGAUCCAGGUCCCCGACCGACUGACCCCCCCCUCUCUCUCAGGGAGGGACAAGAGACUCCAGAGCCCCUGAACCAGCCUGCCCAGCCAGGGGGUAUCCCCACUCCCCACCAGAGAGGCUCCAUGAGGGGGCCCGAGAUUUGGUUAGUCUCCCGCCACACAGUCCAAAGCCAGUAGGGCUGAAACGGUGUGCGGUGCGGAGAACCCAAACAAUUGUGCAAUUGACACAGUUUCCAAAUUCCAACUCCACAUCCCACUUUUCUUUAUUAUUUUUCUCUAGUCUAUACCUCUCUCAUUCUCUCCCUCUUUAUUUGUGCUGUAAACACUGUUUUCUCUCUCUACCUCCCUCUUUCCCUUUUUAUUUUUCUCUCUCUGUCUAGCUCCCUCACCUUCAUAACUGGGCAUUGAGCAAUGGGGGGUCUUGCCUUGUUGUUCGAGCAAGAUAUCGCCAUUGGAUUAUUAUACGACAAAAACUAAUUUUGUGGGAGGAUUGUACAUCUGUCACAAUGUUUUUAAAAAACACAGCUAAAGUCCAAGACAGAUCUCUGUUUGGUUGUUGGUGGAUUGUGUUAUUGUCGUCUCCGCACAUUUCAGGGAAAUUCUCAACACGGCAGAGGCUGGUACCACUCCUGUACCUGAAAUACGUCUUUAGAAAAAGUGUUUUCAACAUUUCAUAAACAAGGGAAAAGUGGCAAUUUUGGAGGGGUGUAAUUGUUUAAGAUAGGAAAAGCCCCAUUGAGGGCAAAAUCUGGUUCACACUAUGUGAAACUAGAACAAAACUGCCCCUGAAACUUAUAUUCCUACUCUUCAAAAUGUAUUUGUACAAUUUCCUUGUAUUAUAACGUGGGACAUUUCAAGACGGCCAGGGGCAAUCGGUAGUGUAUGUAUGAGUAAAUGUAGACUAUCUUUGUGCUACUUGUUGUUGUAAAUAUACAAGGAUAUACAAGGAUACAUUUACUCAUACAUAUAAGGAUCUAACUAUGUUGUCAUCAAUACUAAUCUAGGCUUAAACUAGCCAAUAAUGGUUGCUGGUGAGAAUAGUUUUUUCAGUCAGGAAUGCAGACUGGGUCGCAGUUCAAGACGGAAUGCAUCGCAAGGUGAUUCGGAGUUGUGCGGUGCGUCAUACGCGGGUGCGUCCCUGUGUCAGACCAUGGGUCAGACGUGCCUUCAAGUUCCCGGAGGAGAAUCACCUUAGUUCC